Molecule: messenger RNA, 1300 nt
Organism: Tribolium castaneum (red flour beetle)
Lineage: Eukaryota; Metazoa; Arthropoda; Insecta; Coleoptera; Tenebrionidae
Exons: 4
Coding region: 55-1161 (368 amino acids)
Biological process (GO): proteolysis
Molecular function (GO): cysteine-type endopeptidase activity
Source: RefSeq, a predicted model, not a curated record
AUCGAGCACCAAAGUACCUUUGUGUUAGUUUAAUCAAAAUCUAGUGUUAGAAAAAUGGCAACAGACGCAGUGGGUUUUAGUAUUGUAACAGAGCCUAAACGAAAAAAAUCUUACUACGAGGAUGAAGAGAUAAUAAUAAAACCUUCAACUGAAUUAAUUCCGGACGAAUACAAACACGAAGUCGAAGAAAAUGUGCUGUUGCACAUUUUCAAAACGGACUACGAUGACGAAACGGCUGAAGAAAUACUAGAAUCAGCAAAAUAUAUCAACUAUAAAGUGGACAGUAACAAUUUACAUAAUCUUAAUACACGGAACGAAUUUUACGAAGAUAUCGAGAAAAUUAAAAAAGAAUCAGUGAAUAAAAGUGGUCUUUUUAUGAUUUUCAUUGGAUUUUUUGAACGGAGACACCCGAAUGGUACCAUAGCUUUGAUGAAUGAACGAAACGAUUUCAUUCAAAUCAAAGACAUUUGGAACAUGUUUUCGGCAAGUAAUUGCCCCGAGUUGAAAAAUAAACCCAAAAUUUUCAUGUUUUGUGUCUCAGGGGCCCCAUAUGCCGUACAAUCUGACUCUUUGAGACACCGAACUAUGGCUUUUGAAAAAGUUUACGACUUCCCUGCCGAAUCUGACAUGUUGAUAGUUUACAAAAAAGUCGAUGAUGUUUCGCCACACAUGCAAAAAUUUCUCGCCACUUUUAGCCUCAACAUAAGAAAUCACAGCAAGAAAUACGACAUCAUCGACUUGGUGAGUCACAUCAACGAAGAGAAUAGCAAAUAUGUUCCUUUGAUUAUUUCCACACUGACUCGAAAAUUUUAUUUGACGCCGAAUAUCGAACGUGAGCAUUUUUUGUCAGUGGCUGAGAACAGCAGUAGCGUGCAAAAUGAUCUGAAAAAAAUUAAGGAAGAUUUGGAGAAACUGCACCACGAGCUUCAGAAAAAGAAGAAAAUGUUUGGCUUCAGUUUUAAGAAGAAGAGUGAAGAGAAGCCGAAAAUUGAGAUAAAACGUGAUAAUAAAGUCGAACAACGUAAAAGUGCGAAAACAGGGGAAGCACAGAGAGGGUCUGUUGGGAGGUCAAGUGCUCCGCCUAGGCCACCAGUACGAUCAAGAAAUCCCUCUGAAUCGGAUGCGAAGAUUGAGAAGAAGAAACCGAUUUGGAAGAAUUAGAGGCUUAUUGUGAUUCUUCUAUGUAGAUUAUUUGUUAUCUUAGUUAAAUUAAUAAAUAAAAGUUAUAUUAAUAAUAUAAUUAUAACAAUGUAUAUUACAAUAUAAUAAAUUUUCUUUUAACAAGAGAUAAUUUAUACUG